AUGGUAGACUUGAUGCAUUCUGCAGGUCUUACGCUGAGAAAGUGGAAUUCAAAUUGCGAGGAGAUUUUGUUGCACGUUCCGGAGCAUCUGCGGGACGAUCGGACUAUUUUGACCCUAGAAUCAGCUGAUUCCACAGUAAAGACUCUGGGAUUGCAGUGGGAACCACGGACGGAUUGCUAUCACUUCAGCACACCGAAAUGGACUGAAUCAGGAAUCAUAACCAAGCGAAUUGUUCUCUCGGACAUCUCUAGAUUGUUCGAUCCUCUGGGAUUGAUUGGUCCUGUUAUCGUUCAAGCCAAACUGUUCGUCCAGGAAUUGUGGAAGCGUGAAUGUAACUGGGAUGAUCCACUGAGCAACGAUCUACUAGAAACAUGGCUGGAGUAUCGGAGAAACAUGAUCGGAUUGGAUGGAUUAACGGUUCCACGCUGGGUUGGAGUUACAAAAUCAUUGAAAAGGGUUGAGUUACAUGGAUUCUGCGAUGCUUCGAAGAAAGCCUAUGGGGCUUGCAUCUACAUCAAAACCAUUUCGGAAGAUGACACAGUUGAAGUUCGCUUGUUCACUACCAAAUCUCGAGUUGCUCCUCUCGAAAAUCUCAAGAAAAAGAAGACAUCUCUUUCAAUACCUCGCCUCGAACUAUCAUCAGCACUCCUACUCGCACACCUUUUCGAGAAGGUCAUCAACAGCAUUCGCAUGACUGUGGAAUCGUACUUCUGGACGGAUUCCACUAUCGUGAAACACUGGUUGGCAUCGAUACCAUCCAGAUGGAAAGAGUUUGUGGCAAAUCGCGUAUCAGAAAUCCAGCACAUCACCAAGGACGGAACCUGGAAUCAUGUUUCCGGGACGGAGAAUCCAGCAGAUAUUAUAUCUCGUGGAAUGGCUCCACCACAGCUGCAGUACGAAUCCCUUUGGUGGCAUGGACCUCACUGGCUGUUGCAAGAUGAAGCAAACUGGCCAACAUCCGAGCCAAAUCAGAGCGUAGUAGCCGCAGCAUUGCAAGGAAUAGAACCAAGUGAAAUAUUCAGUCUACGUUCAUCAUUAAGAGAUCUCGUAUGGUUGAUAGCGUACAUUCGGCGGUUCAGCUUCAACGCCAAGGUUGCCAAUCGAGGAUGUCGGAAACAAGGUUCUCUAACGCUCGUCGAACGCGACGAUGGACUUCGAAUGCUGGUACGCUUGGCACAGAAGGAAUGCUUCCCCCAAGAGUAUGCUGAUUUGUUGAAAGAUCGCGAAGUUCAAGGUUCUUCGAGAAUUGCAUCUCUGAAUCCAAAGAUUGUAGAUGGCAUUAUAUGCGUUGGCGGCCGGCUACGAAACGCUAAGAUUCCAACAAGUAGAAAGCAUCCGUACAUAUUAGAUCAUCGUCAUCCUCUUACCAUGCUCAUCAUGACUGAGUACCACGAGAAUCUAUUUCACGCUGGCCAGCAACUACUGGUCUCAUCUGUACGUGGGAAGUACUGGCCUACAAACAUCCGAAAUCUAGCGAGAAAGGUAAUCCACGACUGCGUACGCUGCUUUCGUACCAAACCGAAGGUUCAUGAGCAGCUAAUGGCUGACCUUCCGUCGGAGAGGGUAACACCAUGCACUCCCUUUCAACGUGUUGGCAUCGACCUUUGUGGUCCAUUUCUGGUCGCUUAUCCUCAGCGCCGGGCUCGCCCUGUGAAAUGUUUCGUCGUCGUCUUCAUUUGCCUAGUCACGAAAGCUGUGCACCUGGAGUUAGUGGCUGACCUAACAACACAAGCUUUUCUAGCUUCCCUCAGGCGAUUUUCAUCUCGACGUGGAAAACCUGUCAUCAUUAUGUGCGACAAUGCCAAAAACUUUGUCGGAGCCAAACGAGAGCUAGAACAACUACGCAAACUCUUCAUCAGCCAGGAAUUCCAAGACAGCGUGACCAGAGAUGCAGCGAACGACAAUAUCGAAUUUCGUUUCAUUCCCGCGCGCUCACCCAACUUCGGAGGUUUGUGGGAGAGUGCUGUAAAAUCGUUCAAAACGCUACUGAAGAGAACGAUAGGGUCACGAAGCUUGCUGUACGACGAAUUUCAGACUCUUCUCACACAGAUCGAAUCAGUUCUGAAUUCUCGUCCGCUAACCCCACAGAUAUUACAGUAG
Ochlerotatus camptorhynchus is the source of this 2100-nucleotide messenger RNA. RefSeq lists its product as uncharacterized. Gene Ontology annotation, molecular function: nucleic acid binding. The transcript has a single exon. Gene Ontology annotation, biological process: DNA integration. NCBI's taxonomy places the organism in Eukaryota, Metazoa, Arthropoda, Insecta, Diptera, Culicidae. The record is from RefSeq and is a predicted model, not a curated record. Bases 1 to 2100 code for a protein of 699 amino acids.